Chinchilla lanigera (long-tailed chinchilla) is the source of this 3345-nucleotide messenger RNA. RefSeq names its product TBC1 domain family, member 2 (gene Tbc1d2). The record is from RefSeq and is a predicted model, not a curated record. The coding region runs from base 293 to 3061 and encodes 922 amino acids. The transcript has 13 exons. Lineage: Eukaryota; Metazoa; Chordata; Mammalia; Rodentia; Chinchillidae.
UUGUUUGCUUGCUUGUUUAGUUAGUUAGUUAGUUAAGGCAGGAUUUCGCUAAGUUACUGAGGCUGGGCUCGAUUUUGCGAUCUUCCUCGCCUCGGCCUCCUGCUGGAAUUACCGUUUUUGAUAGGCAAAUACUGCCGCCUGCUGCGCCCCUCAGUAUUCCUCUGGGGGCGGGUCCACCGCUGGCUCCGCCCCCACCCAGGUGUCUACCUCUGUAGGUGCCCGGGAGUCUGAGAGAUCUGGGCCCUGGAGUCCUGAGGGCUCCUUGUCCCUACGCGGUCCGUGGGGAGCAGCAAUGAAGGAUGCCCAGGAGGACGCCCCUCAGUCCGACUCCUGCGCCUCCAGGUCCGAAGAGUAUGCGGGCUCGGCCCGGGGCCCCGAGGUGGGGCCUCCAGAGAAGGUGGAGGACUGUGGUCGGUCCCCGGAGGCGGCCUCCAAGAAACUUUGUGGGUAUUUACUUAAGUUUGGCGGUAAAGGGCCCAUCCGAGGCUGGAAAUCCCGCUGGUUCUUCUACGACGAGAGGAAAUGCCACCUGUAUUAUUCGCGGACGGCGCAGGAUGCUAAUCCCUUGGACAGUAUUGACCUCUCGGGUGCGAUCUUUGACUGCAAGGCGGACGCUGAGGCGGGGACUUUCGAAAUCAAGACCCCCAGCCGGGUUAUCACCCUGAAGGCCCCAACGAAGCAAGUGAUGCUGUACUGGCUGCAGCAGCUGCAGAUGAAGCGCUGGGAGUUCCACAGCGGCCUGCCUGCUCCUCCUGCUGCCCCUGACAGCGCCCCGGCUGGGAAUGGGCCUGACCUGCACGUGGAGCUAGAGCAAGAGGAGGCAGAGCUAAAGGAGUUCCUGUGCCCUGUGAAAACACCCACUGGACUUGUGGGCGCUGAAGCUGCCCUGCAGCCUGUCCCUGCCAUGCCCCUGGGCCUUCAGAACAUCUCCCUCAAGCACUUGGGAACUGAAAUACAAAACACCAUGCACACUAUCCGUGGCAACAAGCACACCCAAGGACCUUUGGUGGAAGAGGCUCCACAGAGUGGGGAGCAGCCUUUGACACCUGACUCCAGCACCCCAGGGAAGGAACCAGCAGAUUCUCCAAAGCCUGCACCCAAGUCCUCCCUGCCUGCCAGUCUCCUGCAGAAGACCAAGCACCAGAGCAACACCUUCCCAUUCCUUUCUGAAGGGCUCAUGCGGAACCGGACAGCUCAAGAGAAGGCAGUGGCCUUGGAGCAGCAGGUGCUGGUGCUCACCAAAGAGUUAAAGUCUCAGAAGGAGCUGGUGCAGAUCCUGCACAAGGCGCUGGAGGCUGCCCAGCAGGAGAAGAGGGCGUCCAGUGCAUACCUGGCUGCAGCUGAGGACAAGGACCGGCUGGAGCUGGUGCGGCACCAGGUGCGGCAGAUCGCGGAGCUGGGCCAGAGAGUGGAGGCCCUGGAGCAGGAGCGAGAGAGCUUAGCACACUCAGUCAGCCUGCGCGAGCGGGAGGUGCAGGAGCUUCAGGAACACGUGCAGCUGCUCAUGGACAAGAACCAAGCCAAGCAGCAGGUCAUCUGCAAGCUCUCUGAGAAGGUCACCCAGGACUUCACACAGCCCCCUGAUGAGCCCCGCUUGCCUCCCAACCCUGCUGACAGGGACCUCCUAAGCCAGCAGGAGAGGAUGGAGCACCUGAAGGAUGACAUGGAAGCAUACCAGACGCAGAAUCGCUUCCUCAACUCCGAGAUCCACCAGGUUACCAAGAUCUGGAGGAAGGUGGCCGAGAAGGAGAAGGCCCUGCUGAUGAAGUGUGCCUACCUCCAAGCCAGGAACUGCCAGGUGGAAAGCAAGUACCUGGCUGGGCUGCGGAGGCUGCAGGAGGCCAAGGCCGGGGAGUGCUCCGAGCUGCUGCGGCAGUUGAUCCAGGAGGCGCUGCAGUGGGAAGCCGGUGCAGCCUCAGCAGACAGUGUGGAGCUGAGCCCCAUCAGUGAGUAUGAUGAGUAUGGCUUCCUGACAGUACCUGACUACGAGAUGGAAGACCUGAAGCUGCUGGCCAAGAUCCAAGCACUGGAGGUGCGCUCCCACCACCUGCUGGAGCGCGAGGCUGUGGAGCGACCCCUGCAGCAGCGCUGGGCUGCCCUGGGCGAGCUGGCACCCUCGGCUGAGCUGAAGCAGCUGCUACGAGCAGGAGUGCCCCAUGAACACCGGCCCCGUGUCUGGAGGUGGCUGGUCCACCGCCGUGUCCAGCACCUGCACACCCCAGGCCGCUACCAGGAGCUGCUUAGUCAGGGUCGGGCCUGUGAGCACCCUGCUGCCCGCCAGAUAGAGCUGGACCUGAACCGGACUUUCCCCAACAACAAGCACUUCACGUGUCCCACCUCCAACUUCCCUGACAAGCUGCGUCGGGUACUACUGGCCUUCUCCUGGCAGAAUCCCACCAUCGGGUACUGCCAGGGCCUAAACAGGCUGGCAGCCAUUGCCCUGCUCGUCCUGGAGGAGGAGGAGAGUGCCUUCUGGUGCCUAGUGGCCAUCGUGGAGAGCAUCAUGCCAGCCGAGUACUACAGCAAGACUCUUAUGGCAUCCCAGGUGGACCAGAGGGUGCUCCAGGACCUCCUCUCAGAAAAGCUGCCCCGGCUGAUGGCCCACCUUGGGCAGCACCAAGUGAACCUCUCCCUGAUCACCUUCAACUGGUUCCUCGUGGUCUUUGCAGACAGUCUCAUCAGUGACAUCCUCCUGCGGGUCUGGGACGCAUUCCUGUAUGAGGGAACCAAGGUGGUGUUUCGCUACGCCCUGGCCAUUUUCAAGUACAAUGAGGAUCCAAUCCUGCAGCUGCAAGAUGGCCUGGAGAUCUAUCAGUACCUGCGCUUCUUCACCAAGACCAUCUGUGACAGCCGGAAGCUGAUGAACAUCGCCUUCAGUGACAUGAACCCCUUCCCCAAGAAACAGCUGCGGCAGCUGCGGAUGGCCCACCGGCAACGGCUGGAGGCUGAGUUGCAGGAGCUGGAGCUGCUCAAGGCGCAGUACCUGGAGAGGCAGGCUCCCCGGGACGACAGGAGGCCUGACGGGGGCGCCAGUGAGGAGGAAGGGGAGGGCGACACCUGACUGGCCACUCCUCCCCAAAGCCUUUCUCACCCCUAGAUCUUGGCAUGGACCAGGGCUCCAGAGCCAUCUCCAUGUAACCCUGAACAAGUCCCUUCCCUCCUGGGGCCUCGGUCUCCCCAGCAGGACAUUGUGGUGAAGCCAUUGGCUGGAUUACCUCUCCAGGGGCGCUGACUCAAGGAUGCCCCCCAGGCUCCCCUCCCCACAGAGCCCUGGAGCGUUCUCUAAGUUAUAGCUAUAUAAAGCAGUGUCAGUGUGGAAAUCACUCACCAGCUUUGGAACUUAAA